Molecule: messenger RNA, 1725 nt
Organism: Cladophialophora yegresii CBS 114405
Lineage: Eukaryota; Fungi; Ascomycota; Eurotiomycetes; Chaetothyriales; Herpotrichiellaceae
Exons: 1
Coding region: 1-1725 (574 amino acids)
Source: RefSeq, a predicted model, not a curated record
AUGGAUUUCAACAACGAGAGACCCGGCUCGGCAGCGACGACCACUUCUUCUCCUUCCGAACCACCGAGAAAGCGACAGCGCAUUUCGACCCCCUCGACUCAGCCUACACGUAGCCAAACCACACGUAGAGCCAGAACCCCGAGAGAAGCAGCACGACAGCGCGCAGUUGAUCUCCUCCUCCGCUUUCAAGCUCUCCCCCCGGAAGUAUCACCAAAGCCACAGCCACAGUCAGAGACACCCUCCACCAGAGCCAGACCCAGCAUUGUGCUCCAUCACAACGUCCAUCCUCAAUGGAAGCACCUACCUUUCGAGACGCCGGAACAUAUCUCACUGAGAAUCGCCAUCAACGCGCACGAGAACGAGUCUGAUAUCGUCUACUAUGCUCCCCAGUCAGCCAAUGGGAAACACCUUCCUCCAUGGACGCUCGACACCGCUCUAUCGCUCAAGGUACCGCACAGAGCCGUAAUCGCCACGCGAACAGAGGUAGAUGACCUGAAGACACACUUGAUGCUCUUUGGCGCAGAUAUGGACGAAGCCCUGAAGCACAAGGAGAGAUAUCAAUCGCUGGAAUUGCUAGGCGAAAAAUCAUCAUCCACCGCGGACUGGUACCUUUCGCUCACCAAGAUAUGGGGACGAAACUCUACGCCCGCGCUUCUGAUCAAGAACCCUUUCGACAAGUCGCAGCAUGAGUUCUCAGUCCCGACAGUCAUGGACCUGGAAGCACAGCGCGUGCGAAAUCUUCUAGAGAUGAUCAAGAACGACUUCAAGAGGAAAUCCGGCCUGUCGAUGUCCGAGGUGCAGGACAUUUUCUUCAAGAGAACCAAGAUCAUGAUCGUCACGUGCUGUCCCACUGGCGAUUCUCACAAGGCCACUCGAGACUUUGAAGAGAGCUUGCACGGCAAAUGGAUCAGCCAGAUCGGGUUUCCGAGGCAUCACGUGCGGUGUUUGGACCGUGCCAACGCGUGCGCACGCUACCACGGGGCAACCCAGUUGCGAGCACAGCUGGCGUCGGCGUCCAAGACGGACAACCCGGCGCAGUCCUUCGCCACAAACUUCGGCCGCACGGCGGUUGCCGUCGUCGACGUCGACGCCUGCUUUGCUGGCGUGUGCACCGCCUUGGUCAAGGCGCAGGACGGUCGUUGCUCGGCCAAGGCCAGCAACAAGUCGGUCAACAGCCUUCAGGGGCGGAUCGGGCUGAAGAAGCCCGUGAGAGACAUGCUGGACCGGGUCCACGGGCAGGUGAUCCGCGCGGCGGCGUCCGAGUCCAGCAGGACUUACGAGGAGGUGCUUCGCGGCCUAGUCGAUGAGUUCGGGAUCGCUCUCGACUUGUUGGAGCCCGAGAGCAGCCACAUGGCACUCUUGUUCCGCGAGCGCAUCUCCCUCACUGCCUCUGGUGCCCGCGAGCUGCUUCUGUCCAGAGCCAGCGUGGAAGCUGUGGUGAGGGAGUGGCUGGCGCCCAUCGUCGGCCUUGCCAAGGAGCAGCUUGUGCCCCUGGUACGCGGAGUCCAGCACACCAGGCUGCAGGUCCUCAUGACGGGCUUCUGGACGCAGUCGCCAUGCAUCGUGGACGUCUUUACGGCUGCUCUUCGCAGUGAAGGCCUGCCGCAUGCAGUCUCAAUCAUGGUGGAUCAAACCAUGGACAACUCGGCAUCUGCCACGGUGGGGGCCUUGUGGGCAAUGACGGCCGACCGCGACGGUUGCUGGGAGGAGGAGGUCACAAAGUGA